Trematosphaeria pertusa is the source of this 1310-nucleotide messenger RNA. RefSeq lists its product as uncharacterized. Gene Ontology annotation, cellular component: oligosaccharyltransferase complex. The record is from RefSeq and is a predicted model, not a curated record. The transcript has 4 exons. The coding region runs from base 54 to 1043 and encodes 329 amino acids. Lineage: Eukaryota; Fungi; Ascomycota; Dothideomycetes; Pleosporales; Trematosphaeriaceae.
UGAGAAACCGCCCAGAGCUCCGAACUCCCACGCACCACACUCAACCAAGCACAAUGCGGUGGUUACAGCUUCUCACGGCAUCUCUGUUGCCCUUCACAGCUCUCGCAGCUAAGAAGUCCUCCGGCGACCGCUUCAAUGACUUCCGCGCCCAGUCGCUGUCUCACGGCCCGCUGAAGCUCGACGACUCCUCGUACACGCAAUUGACCAAGGCUCCGCGGGAUUACUCAGUUGCCAUACUGCUUACGGCAUUGGAGACGCGAUUCGGAUGUACACUAUGCAGGGAAUUCCAGCCCGAGUGGGAUGUGUUGGGCAAGAGCUGGGUGAAGGGUGACAAGAAAGCGGAGACCAGAGUGCUCUUCGGUACAUUGGACUUCGUUGAUGGAAAGAACACUUUCCAAUCGUUGAUGCUCCAAACGGCUCCGGUCCUGCUCUUCUUCCACCCUACCGUGGGACCGAAUGCGAAGCUCGAUUCGCAACCUGUUCGAUUCGACUUCACGGCUGGCCCACAAUCCGCCGAACAGAUCCACGCCUGGAUUUCCCGCCAGCUCCCCGCCGACCUCCCCAGACCCGCCAUCCACAGACCCAUCAACUAUGUGAAGAUGGUGUCUGUCACCACCGCCGUCCUCGGCGUCAUCACCUUCAUUGUCGUGGCGUCCCCCUACGUCGCUCCGAUCCUUCAGAACCGUAACCUCUGGGCUGCCUUCAGCCUGAUUACCAUUCUCCUUUUCACCAGCGGACACAUGUUCAACCAUAUCAGGAAGGUGCCAUACGUGGCUGGCGACCCCAAAGGCGGUAUCACCUACUUUGCCGGUGGCUUCAGCAAUCAAUUUGGUCUUGAGUCGCAGAUUGUUGCCGCAAUUUAUGGUGUCCUCGCAUUCGCCACCAUUUCUCUCGCCCUCAAGGUGCCUCGCAUUGCGGACUCCAGGGCCCAGCAAUUUGCCGUCUUCCUGUGGAGUGGCGUUCUGCUGUGCAUGUACAGCUUCCUCCUCAGCGUCUUUCGGAUGAAGAACGGAGGAUACCAGUUCUGGCUGCCUCCCUUCUAAGUGGCCAAUUUUGAUUGAGGAUCAGGACGGGAAGAAAGGACUUCUCUCCACGAGCAUGGCUGUGUCAAGGGAAAGAGGAGAGUAUCUGCUUGUGCGCACUUCGUGACGACGUAUCCGGAAAGAGUGUCAGGCGGGUUGUAUGAUAGAGCUGGUGGCGCUAGGUAUUGUAUACCACGACGUGAGGCGUUUGGGAUAUAGUAAAAUAUGGAGAAAAGCACGGAUUGCUUCCUGAUGAGCAUUUACAAUGAAACACAUGAACCCCCAACC